Messenger RNA from Anoplophora glabripennis (Asian longhorned beetle), 2211 nucleotides. RefSeq names its product diacylglycerol O-acyltransferase 1 (gene mdy). Lineage: Eukaryota; Metazoa; Arthropoda; Insecta; Coleoptera; Cerambycidae. The transcript has 9 exons. The record is from RefSeq and is a predicted model, not a curated record. Gene Ontology annotation, cellular component: endoplasmic reticulum membrane. Gene Ontology annotation, biological process: triglyceride biosynthetic process. Bases 1 to 1470 code for a protein of 489 amino acids. Gene Ontology annotation, molecular function: diacylglycerol O-acyltransferase activity.
AUGUCUGAACAAGAUGGAAUACGAAAAAGGGCUCAAAGUGUAACAAGAGCUGAAGAAAUUCAAGCCGUAGAACAGAAAGCCAGGAAAAAUCAGCCAGACAAACCAUGCCACAAACCAAGGGAUUCACUUUUUUCUUGGAAUUCAGGAUUCGAUAAUUUUACAGGGUUUGUUAAUUGGGGUUUCCUUUUGUUAUCAAUAGGAGGAAUUAGACUGCUUUUAGAAAAUUUUAUAAAAUAUGGAAUUAGGGUAGAUCCCAUUCAAUGGUUCUAUAUUUUAACAGGGCAAGAUGAAUCCGGAUCAGAACAUCCGUCGAUUGUUUUAAUACUUUAUUCUGUUGUGCCAGUAGUGUUGUGCCUUCUUACAGAAAAGGGUCUAGCUGUAGAAAUAAUACCAACUGCUCCAGGAAUGUUAAUACAUAUAAUAAAUUUAUUGGUAUUGAUUCUACUACCCAUGGUGAUAAUACAUAUUAAAGAUGGAUUUAGUUUAGUGGGUGCCUCAUGUGUUACCACUUUAUAUAGCCUUCUAUUUCUAAAAUUAUGGUCUUACGUUCAAGUAAACAUGUGGUGCAGAGUUGCUCGUCUGAAUCAGAAAGGCAGCUUGAGGAGACAAUCCUUAUCAUAUAGCAAUCUAAACCAAAGCAUAAAAAACAGCAAUGAUUUGAAAAACACAAAUGAAGAUGCACAUAAAUCAAAGGAAAGUUAUGUUCAGUACCCUGACAAUUUGACACUAAGGGACCUUUAUUAUUUCUUAUGUGCUCCAACAUUAUGCUACGAAUUAAAUUUUCCUAGAACUGACCGCAUACGCAAGAGGUUUUUAGUAAAACGAAUUUUUGAAGUGUUGGCUGGUAUGCAAAUAAUUCUUUGUGUAAUUCAACAGUGGAUGAUACCUUCUGUUAAGAAUUCGCUUAUUCCAUUUAGUAAUAUGGAUUUUAUGAAGGCUUCUGAGAGAUUAUUAAAAUUAGCUAUACCUAAUCAUUUGGCCUGGUUAUGUAUGUUUUAUAUUAUGUUCCAUUCUUGGCUUAACUUAUUAGGAGAAAUUCUACACUUUGCCGACAGAAGUUUUUACAAUGAUUGGUGGAAUGCAAAUAACAUAGAUGUAUUUUGGCGCAAUUGGAAUCUGCCGGUUCACAGAUGGGCUUUAAGACACCUCUACUUACCUAUGGUAGAGAUGGGUUACAGUAAAUAUUCGGCUGGUGUUACUGUUUUUUUCAUUAGUGCCUUUUUUCAUGAGUACAUGGUCAGCGUUCCUUUAAAAACCUAUAAAAUAUGGGCCUUCAUGGGAAUGAUGGGCCAAAUUCCACUCUCCCAUAUAUCAAGAUAUGUGGAACGGAGGUAUGGACCAAGAUUUGGUAAUUUAGUUGUCUGGUCAUCAAUAAUAAUAGGGCAGCCUUUAUGUAUUAUGAUGUACUACCACGAUUAUAUUGUUAUCCACUAUGGAGAAUCUUUACUUGAGGAUUAUUCUCAUGUAUAAUAAUGUAUUACUUCAUCUAUAGUGAAUAUUUGUUUGAUGUUGUUAGAGUUACCAUUAUUAUUAUCUAUCCAAUUGUGUAUAGUAGCCUCCUUGUAUCUGUGGUUCUUUGGUGGUUUAAAGCCUUCAUAAUGAAAAACUGGAAAAUUGAUCAUAGCAAAAAUUUUUUACACAAAAUUGUAAAAAAUGUAGUGUUGUGAUAACAGUCGGGUAACUGACUGAGUAAGGAAAUACCUGAUAGUGUUGAACGUUUAUAAUGCAGUGGUCACAGAUAAAGAAGGUAACUGUAUUUUUUUACAUCACAUACCUACUGUUUAUGCUAGUAAUUGCAAAUCUUGUAUUUUUGUAUUUUGUUUACAUAUGCAUUUAUACAAUUUUAAGACUGUUCUUUUUCAAAAAUAACGUUCCAUUGGCCUAAGAAGCAUGCGCUUCAUAUACAUUUUUUCAUAUAUAUAAUACAAUUUUCUGUUUAAGCUUAUUUUUGUAAUAUAGGUAGGUAAUGUUUAUUUUAAAACUCUAUUAAAAUGUAAGUGUUUAUUACUAGUUGGUACUUUAUUGUUAUAAAAAGAAUAUACUUAAGCCAACAUUUUUCAUUAUUCUCACACUACUUAGUAGUGAUAAUAAUAGUUGUGCAAUAAUGAAGAUUGUAGUGUAUACAUUUGUUGUAAUUGUUACAUUUGCCUUCAACAUGAUAUUUUUGUUAUUUUUAUAUAAAAAUAUAUUGUGAUUUAUUAAAUAUUAUGU